Messenger RNA from Durio zibethinus, 1431 nucleotides. RefSeq names its product ATP-dependent caseinolytic (Clp) protease/crotonase family protein. The record is from RefSeq and is a predicted model, not a curated record. Gene Ontology annotation, molecular function: serine-type endopeptidase activity; ATPase binding; ATP-dependent peptidase activity. Gene Ontology annotation, biological process: protein quality control for misfolded or incompletely synthesized proteins. Gene Ontology annotation, cellular component: endopeptidase Clp complex. NCBI's taxonomy places the organism in Eukaryota, Viridiplantae, Streptophyta, Magnoliopsida, Malvales, Malvaceae.
CUCAAUCCUCUUCCUCCCAAGCUCCACACAAAAAAAAAAGAAAAAAAAAAUCAUGUUGAGUUUCUUACACGCGCCAAUGGCUUACACAAUCCCGUCUUCUGCUUCUUCCCAAUCUGUUCGAAGACCGAGGACCUUGAAGCUCAGUUGCGGCGCUUUGGGUGCCAAAAACUCUGCUAAAAUCCCCAUGCCUCCAUUAAACCCUAAGGACCCUUUUCUUUCGAAGCUCGCUUCCGUCGCCUCUUCCUCCCCUGAAGCGCUUCUUAACCGUUCGGUUAAUCCCGAUGCGCUCCCGUAUUUGGACUUGCUUGACACUCCCAAGCUCAUGGCUGCUCCCGCUGAAGUGGGAAGAUCAGUGUCGUACAAUCCCAGGCCGAAAACGCCUCCGCCGGACUUACCUUCAUUGCUUCUUGACGGUAGAAUAGUUUACAUUGGCAUGCCGCUUGUGCCUGAAGUAACGGAGCUUGUGGUUAUGGAAAUAAUGUAUCUUCAAUGGAUGGAUCCCAAGCAACCAAUAUAUCUUUACAUAAAUUCUACAGGAACAGCUCUUGAUGAUGGUGAACCGGUUGGACUGGAGGCUAAUGGUUUUGCCAUCUAUGAUGCACUUAUGCAGAUAACAACUGACGUGCAGACACUUGGUCUUGGGGCUGCUGUCGGUCAAGCUUGUCUGUUGCUUGCAGCAGGAACUAAGGGUAAACGGUUCAUGAUGCCUCAUGCCAAAGCUUUGAUCCGGCAGCCUCGUGUCCCUUCAGCUGGGUUGAUGCCAGCAAGUGAUGCUCUUAUACGUGCCAAAGAGGCAAUAAAAAACAGGGACACACUUGUGGAACUUCUGGCCGAGCAUACUGGAAAUUCAGUAGAGACGGUAGCCGAAGCGAUGAAAUCACCAUAUUAUAUGAAUGCUAGCAAAGCUAUAGAGUUUGGGGUCAUUGACAAGAUAAUUUGGCGUGGUAAGGAAAAGCUAAUGGCGGAUGUUGCACCUCCUGAGGAGUGGGCCAAGAAUGCUCGCAACAGAGUCCGGGGUGGCUUUUAGUAACUGGGUGGUGAACACCAGUCAUUGAAGUCAUUAGCUAGAUCCAGUGGACUGUCUAUAUAACUUCUGUAUGAUCUUACAGAUUGUGAUAAUUUUGACACUGUUGAACAUUGUAAAAACCAUUUUCUUUAGCUCCUCGUAACGUGAAGACCAUGUAAUGGGAUUUGCCCUUUUUUUUUCUUCUUUCUUUUUGGGUUUUUGGGGCCCCAUGCUAUGAAAUGAUUGAAUCAAGUUGAACCCUGCAAAUUUUGGUAAAGCCAAUCCGCAGCCCCAACCAAUAGAUAGAUGGGCCCCUGCCCAAUCGGUGCUUGUUUAUACAAUAUAGUGUUCGAAAAAUAUUGGGAUAAUACCUUUUAUCGCUCUCAAACUAAAAUUUUUUUUAAUAAGAUACUUAAAUUUUAUUU